UUCAGUAUGCAACCACCUGUAACAUUAGCUAGUUGACUAAUACAAAAAAAAAUGGCGGAGAUUAUUUUCAGCUUCGUGGUGGAAAAAACUCUUGCAAGAAUCCCUUACCUUUAUCGCCGACGAGAUCAAACUUGCUGGGUAUCUCGGCGAUGAACUCGAUCGCUUCAGAAACUCACUCGACGAGGUUUGUGACAUGAUGUUGGUUGCCGAAGAGAAACAGAUGACCCUCAACCUCAAGAGUGUGAAUCGCUGGCUGAAUCAGCUCAAAGAAGCUGCUUAUGAUGCUGAAGAUGUUCUUGAGGAGGUAAUCUAUGAAGAUCUUCGUCGAACAUUAGAGAACCAAAACCAAGAAAAAAAGUUUUGUAUGUUUCAAACACCUGUGCUCGGCUUGCCUCUGAACAUGGAAGCAGUUGCUGAAGGUGAGAAGCUAUUGUCUUGUGCUCUAAAUACUCUAAAGACGGUUUGGCUCACCGAUAUAGUGGACCAUUCUUGGUUGGAGGAGAGCAACAAUCAAUAGCAGACCUCAGCCUGAUCUGUCAAAUCAUGCAAUUUGAGUUUGGAUGAGGACAUGCAACAAUCUCUUGAUCACUGAUUGCAGCUCGCAACGGAAGCAGAAGUUGGCUAGAUGAACAAAAGAGAAAUACUACAAUGCACAGGUUUCAUUGGGUAGUUUGAGGUUCACUCAAUGUACUGCUAUGAGGAUGGAACCAGUUGAACCAUUUUGGUGAAUACUGAGGUGCUAUGAAGAUAAGAGGAAGUUUUGAGUGCAGCUCAAUAGAUCUCUGUUUCUUGAGUAUUAAUGGAUAGGGGAUAUUUAUGGCCUUGGCCUUCUUUGGGAGUGCAAAAGCUAAACUUAACCAAAUUAAGUAAUUAAUUUUUUAAAAUAUUUAAUCGAAUUAAACCAAAAUA
Messenger RNA from Mercurialis annua (annual mercury), 909 nucleotides. RefSeq lists its product as uncharacterized. The record is from RefSeq and is a predicted model, not a curated record. Lineage: Eukaryota; Viridiplantae; Streptophyta; Magnoliopsida; Malpighiales; Euphorbiaceae. The coding region runs from base 194 to 517 and encodes 107 amino acids. The transcript is spliced from 3 exons.